Linum tenue is the source of this 2517-nucleotide messenger RNA. The record is from the annotation of a GenBank genome assembly. Lineage: Eukaryota; Viridiplantae; Streptophyta; Magnoliopsida; Malpighiales; Linaceae.
CUCCUCCCAGUCCCAGCCUGUUUGGUAGCAGUUGGAUUGAAAGACGGAAAAGGAAAACACUAACAAAUCCAACUCAGCCCAACGCCGUCAUCCUCCCCACACCCAAUAUAAACACCACCAUUCCCAAGUCCCAUCCCCAUGAAAGUUCUACCCUUCACUCCAUCUCCCCAAUAUAAACCCCAACCGGAAAAUGAGAUCCACGGCCACAUUCGACCCCCAUUAACCCAAAUCCCACUUUCUAUUUCUCCCCCUUUCUCACAUGGCGCCCGACACUCCUUUGCUCGACCCGCCGCCUUCCUCAACCCGCCGGCGACACGGCCUUAUCAAGCAAUGCGGCCUAAUACUGCCCUCUCUCGUCAUUUUCUCAGUGGGUCUCCUAACAUUGGCGGGCCACCGGAGCCAGCAGUCUCUAUCCAUCUCCGCUGGCGUUGCCCACCACCAAGCGCCGGCGCCGGCGCCGGCGAGAGGACUGAGGGAAGGGGUUUCAGCGAAGUCCAUCCCCGGGAACCUGGAUGAAGAAGGAGUUUCGUAUAAUUGGACCAACGCCAUGUUCGCCUGGCAGAGAACUGCCUACCACUUCCAGCCACAGCGAAAUUGGAUGAAUGCUUAGCUGCUCCAAAAGAAAGGGAAGGAAGGAAGAAGAAAUUUUGCUAUUGGUCAAUUCUUAGAGAGAGAUCCUGACGGCCCAAUGUAUCACAAAGGAUGGUACCACAUCUUCUACCAGUACAACCCGUACUCCGCCGUCUGGGGCAACAUCACGUGGGGUCAUGCCGUCUCCCGCGACUUAAUCCACUGGCUCAUCCUCCCGUUAGCCCUAAUCCCCGACAACUGGUACGACAUUAACGGCGUCUGGACGGGUUCCGCCACCCGCCACCCGGAGGACGGCAACAUCUACAUGCUCUACACCGGCAGCACAGGGAAUCUCACUCAAGUCCAAAACCUCGCCCACCCGGCCGACCUCGCCGACCCGCUCCUGCUCCGCUGGGUGAAAAGCCCUGCCAACCCGAUCCUCCUCCCGCCGCCGGGAAUCGGGCCCAAGGAUUUUCGCGACCCGACGACCGCGUGGCUGGGCCCGGAUGGGCUGUGGCGGGUCGCGAUUGGGUCCAGGGUCGAGAAGUUGGGCCUCACGCUCGUUUACAAGACGGACGAUUUUGUUAGUUACGAGCUGCUGGAUCAUUACCUGCACUCGGUUCCGGGUACGGGUAUGUGGGAGUGCGUGGACUUUUACCCGGUUCUGGUCAACGGGACGAAGGGGCUGGACACGUCGGCGGUCGGGGAAGGGAUCAAGCAUGUGUUGAAGGCGAGCUUGGACGAUACCAAGUUGGAUCACUUCGCCGUCGGGACGUAUGACCCGGUGAAGGAUUUGUGGACGCCCGAUGACCCGGAGAGCGAUGUGGGAAUCGGGUUGAAGUACGAUUACGGGCGGUAUUAUGCUUCCAAGACGUUUUACGAUGAGGAGAAGCAGAGGAGAAUACUUUGGGGUUGGAUCAAUGAGACUGAUACGGAAUUCGAUGACCUCAAGAAGGGCUGGGCUUCCCUCCAGACGAUUCCGAGGACGGUGGUGCUGGAUAGCAAGACGGGAAGGGAUUUACUGCAAUGGCCGGUGGAGGAGAUUGAAAGCUUGAGGCUGAAUUUUUUCUGUUUUGACGAGGUUUUGGUGGGUCCCGGUUCGGUUGUGCCGCUACACAUAGGCUCUGCUACGCAGAAUUUUGCUUACAUUGCAUUGCAGCUGGAUAUAACGGCGGAGUUUGAGGUGGAGUUGAUAUCAGGGAAGAAACCCGGCGAGGAGAACCGUUGUGACGGCGGUGCAGCGGAGAGAAGCAGCUUGGGACCGUUUGGGAUUCUAGCUCUGGCCGAUGCUUCACUCUCCGAGCUCACCCCUGUUUUCUUCCGGCCAGUUCAGACUACCCUCGACACCGUCACGACUUACUUCUGUACAGAUCAAACCAGAUCGUCGAUGGCUCCCGAGGUGUUCAAGGUUGUGUACGGGAGCUCGAUCCCGGUGGUGGGCGACGAGAAGCUGGAGAUGAGAGUGUUGGUAGAUCAUUCCAUCGUGGAGAGCUUUGGACAAGGAGGGAGGAGAGUGAUAUCCUCCAGAGUUUAUCCCACCAGGGCCAUCUAUGGAGAUGCUAGGCUCUUCUUGUUCAACAAUGCCACGGAUGUGAACGUGAAGGUGAAGCUCAAGAUUUGGGAGAUGAACUCUGCUUUCAUUCGGCCAUUCGCACUAGACCAAUUGUGAUUAACCUGAUGUGGAUUUUAGUGGUCGAUCCCAACUAUUGUUGUACUAAUCUAUACUAUUACCUGCAUAUAUACCUCCCUCGAGAAAGAGGUUUGAUUACACUCAUCGUUGGCUUUCCCUUUUACCUCAUGACCAUACGGACAGGAUACAUAAUUUGCAUCAGCUGUGGAGUGUUCUUCUCAAAGGAGUGCAAUUUCUCAGGCCAAUGUGCAUUUGUAUGUAUUGUUUGUUGCUGGAAAAAAAAAAUACAAAAUUACAUCUUUUGGUAUUGUAUCGGG